AAAACCCGCUGCCAAAGAUGUGUUGGGUGGGUGGUUAGGGUGGAGGGUGUUCAUUCAGUUUUAAAUAGUGGAAUAGCUCCUCACAGUCUUUAGCAACAGAAACAAUGGAGGAAGGGUUCAAUCUCUGCAUCCUCAUCUCCAUUUCUUUUCAAUUCCUUCUUCCAACCAGUGGAAUUCUGAACAAGUCAAAUGAGCUGGUUUCAUACUCAGCCCAAGGUACCGCUGUGUGCUCAGUCAUAAAUUGUGGGCAAGGAGCUUGCAAGGCAUCUCAUGCUUCAUUUCUUGGUUUCGAUAUGCGUGCAGUUCUGGUUGGAGGAAACUCCAAAUUGGUCUCUUCACCUUCCCUUAUUGUAUUAUUCCCAACUGCACUGCCGAAUUCUAAAGUGGCAGCGGAUCUCUACUUCAACCACCACUGCCACCAGCAACGGUGGUUCCUUUCCUUCAUAUACCAUUGGGUUUCUCGAACUGUUGCCGGGUUGUUUGGGGUGGUAAUGGAACCUGCGUGGCCGAUUGAGCAGCUUUGUUCCUACACACUUGCCACUGCGGCAAAGGCUUCGGGAAUCUAUUGACCUGACAUUCUUACCAUGCUUUAAACACAGAUCGGCCCACAAACUGAAAUGCUCAUGGAAUUUCCCUUCCUUUGCCAUGCAAGUAAUUGCUGUGACCAACCUAACAUGGCUCUGAAAGAUGCUUACAAUCAUGGGCAUGACACCAAUAUUUUGCGGUUACCAAAAGACCCUUGGACUUAGCAUUGGGCUAAAAAAAGGCCAUCUUCUUGUGGCCUACACGGACUGGCUCACAAGGUUAAGCUCAGCCCAUUUACAAAGGGACUUGGGCAAAAGAGAGGAGGAAGAAGAAGAAGAAGAAGAAGAAGAAGAAGAAGAGCCAUACAUUAGUUAAGUGGAUAGAGAGUUGGAAGAAUUUUCUGACAUUUGAUUCAUGUGAUUUAGUGUCAUGUCAUGUUGGUUCUAAUUGCUCUCAAUCUUUUUGGUGAUAAUAUUAUUCAGAAAGAAGACAAAUGCAUGUGCCCAAAGAAGAUCCAUAUCCUCGUGGAAGGUGAUGUUUAGAGCCAGAGCCAAAUCCAAAGCCAAAGACAAAACUAAACGUUAGCUUUUUUUCUCCAAUUUAACGUUUUGUUUCUUUUUCCCAUUGUCUUAUUUACAAAAACCAAAACUAUACAACUUGCUUUUGUGA
Molecule: messenger RNA, 1194 nt
Organism: Cucurbita moschata (crookneck pumpkin)
Lineage: Eukaryota; Viridiplantae; Streptophyta; Magnoliopsida; Cucurbitales; Cucurbitaceae
Exons: 6
Coding region: 105-569 (154 amino acids)
Source: RefSeq, a predicted model, not a curated record